Molecule: messenger RNA, 1216 nt
Organism: Baudoinia panamericana UAMH 10762
Lineage: Eukaryota; Fungi; Ascomycota; Dothideomycetes; Mycosphaerellales; Teratosphaeriaceae
Exons: 2
Coding region: 89-1102 (337 amino acids)
Molecular function (GO): catalytic activity; molybdenum ion binding; pyridoxal phosphate binding
Source: RefSeq, a predicted model, not a curated record
UCUGUGAUCCUGCGAUAGACACCCUCGAAUGUUUGCAGCACGUUCAUGCGGAAUGCAAGUGUAGCAACACUGCGGACAAUCCACAACCAUGAAAAUACAAAGGAUUUUCAUCUAUCCUGUAAAGUCAUUGCGACCGGUUGAAGUCACGCAGACCGAGAUCACGAAUGAAGGCUUGCGCUUCGACAGGCAGUAUGUGCUCGUCAAGCCACCGACGGAUUCGCAACCACUAGCGGAACACAUCACCAUUAAGUGGCGCUUCGAUCUUGGUCUCUUCCAUACGGCCAUCGAUCGGUCGUGGUCGAAGUUGACUAUCACACAUGCCCAAGCACGGGAGAACCGGACGUUUACCGUCCCACUUUCGCCUUCGCCAUUGGCCUUGAUUAAUGCGCCCGUACACGAGGUCAGCAUAUUCGGCACUAAAGCACCAGGUAUCGAUAUGGGCGAUGCCGUCGCGAACUAUUUCAGCUACCAUCUCAAUAUGCCUACCAGACUGCUCUACAUUGGUGGCAAAGGCCAACGAGAGAUCCCAGGCUUGGCCUACGCCCCGAAGCAUUACCGCGCACUCUCCAUUUCUGUCAACGACACGCUGCAGCCGCAAAGGAUUCGCUUCGCAGAUGCAGCACCCUUACUCAUCACCUCCACCGCCUCGGAGAACGACGCUCGCGCAAGGCUCCCUCGUACCGCGCAGGACGAAGAUGUCAUAGUACGAUUCAGGCCUAAUAUUCAUGUCGACGUUGGCAAUGAAGCCGGCCCAUACGACGAGGACAGCUGGGGCAUGCUGAUCAUACACUCGCAGACCGAUCCGGAUCAGGAAGUUUCAGUUCGCUGUUUGUUUCGCACCGUCCGCUGCCUGAGCCUAAAUGCAGACCUGACGAAGGGUGGCAUGAUUGCAACGAACAGGCAACUAUAUGGACUGUUGGCGAAAGACAGGCGCACUAACGAGCAGUUUCCGCACAAACCUGUCUUCGGGCAGUAUGCAUGUGCUGGACCGAGUGGCGCCAUUCUCCGUGUUGGAGACGAGGUCGAAGUGACAGAAAGGGUCAGUCGCUCGAACACGCCCAUUAUACCGGCGUCGCCAGACCAUGAUACAAGAAUUGGCUGAUAGCUCAAGAUCUCCACGGAUCAUGAUUAAACCGGCAGGCUGUGGCGGUGCUUGUAAGCCGGGUCACCCGAACCGGACAAACACAACACAAAGCGAAUCUCAUUUUCGCAUCGG